ACGACACUUUCUGGAGAAUUGACUGCUUCUCCUUUUCCUUUGCCCGAUCGCGUAGCUACAAGUGGGGAAGGGCCCUUCCGCUCUUUUUAAAAGAACAAGCACGCCCCGGUUUCUCUAGCUGUUGGAAUUACCAUUAUUAUCAUUAUUAUUAUCGCCUCUGUAAUUUCUUCCUCCCUUCCUCCCCAUUUGCUCUCCGGGUGUCAUGGAAAGGAGCUGCUGGGUAGGGCAACGCGUCUUCGUGGCUCUAUUUUGUGCCUGCAGUGUAGUCAUCCUAGGCAAGACAGAGAGGCAGUUUGUCAAUGAAUGGGCAGCAGAGAUCCCGGGAGGUCCAGAAGCUGCAAAGGCCAUAGCAGAGGAUCUGGAGUAUGAACUUCUGGGGCAGAUUGGAUCACUUGAAAAUCAUUAUCUAUUUAGACAUAAGAGCCAUCCUAAAAGGUCUCGAAGAAGUGCAACUCAUAUCACUAAAAGACUCUCAGAUGAUCAGCGUGUAUCUUGGGCAGAACAGCAGUAUGAAAAGAAGCGAAGUAAGCGGUCCGUGUUCAGAGACGCGGCAGAAAAACUUUUCAAUGACCCAAUGUGGAAUCAGCAAUGGUAUCUGCAAGACACAAGAAUAACUCCAUCUCUGCCAAAACUAGAUCUCCACGUUCUUCCUGUGUGGCAAAAGGGGAUUACAGGCAAAGGUGUUGUCGUAACCGUGCUUGAUGAUGGCUUGGAGUGGAAUCACACAGACAUUUCUCCUAACUAUGAUCCCGAGGCAAGUUACGAUUUCAAUGACAAUGAUCACGAUCCAUUUCCCAGAUAUGAUCCAACCAAUGAAAACAAACAUGGGACACGGUGCGCAGGUGAAAUCGCAAUGCAAGCAAACAACCUAAAAUGUGGAGUGGGAGUUGCGUACAAUUCCAAAGUUGGAGGCAUAAGAAUGCUGGAUGGAAUAGUCACAGAUGCCAUAGAAGCGAGCUCAAUUGGUUUCAGUCCAGACCACGUGGAUAUCUAUAGUGCCAGCUGGGGACCAAAUGAUGAUGGGAAAACUGUUGAAGGACCAGGGAGACUGGCGCAGAAGGCUUUUGAAUAUGGCAUCAAAAAGGGUCGAAAGGGGAAAGGCUCCAUUUUUGUCUGGGCUUCUGGAAAUGGUGGCCGCCAAGGAGAUAACUGUGACUGCGAUGGCUACACAGAUAGCAUCUACACUGUCUCCAUCAGCAGCGCCUCCCAGCAAGGCCAUUCUCCCUGGUAUGCAGAGAAGUGCUCUUCAACACUGGCCACAGCAUACAGCAGUGGGGAUUAUACUGACCAGAAAAUUGUAAGUGCUGAUCUUCAUGAUGAAUGUACCUCCACUCACACUGGGACCUCUGCCUCUGCUCCCCUGGCUGCGGGGAUUUUUGCUUUAGCCCUGGAAGCCAAUCCUAAUCUAACCUGGAGGGAUAUACAACAUUUGGUAGUCUGGACAUCUGAAUUCGAUCCAUUGGCAAACAAUCCAGGAUGGAAGAAGAAUGGUGCUGGGCUGAUGGUGAACAGCAGAUUUGGAUUUGGAUUACUCAAUGCUAAAGCACUGGUAGAUUUGGGUGACCCCAAAACCUGGAAAGGAGUCCCAGAAAAGAAAGAGUGUAUUGUUAAGGACAGCAGCUUUGAGCCAAGGUUGUUAAGAGCUAGUGGUGAAGUUACCAUUGAAAUUCCCACAACAGCUUGUGAAGGUCAAGAAAAUGUCAUUAAGUCCUUGGAGCAUGUCCAACUGGAAGCAACAAUUGAAUAUUCCCGCAGAGGUGAUCUUCAUGUGACCCUAACUUCUCCAGCAGGGACCAACACAGUCUUACUAGCUGAGCGGCAAAGAGAUAAGUCACCCAAUGGCUUUAAAGAUUGGGACUUUAUGUCAGUUCACACCUGGGGAGAGGAUCCAACAGGCACAUGGACUUUAAAAAUUGUUGACAUGUCUAGGAGAAUGCAAAAUGAAGGAAGAAUUGUGAACUGGAAACUGAUUUUGCAUGGCACGUCAACCCGACCUGAACAUAUGAAGCAACCGCGUGUCUAUACAUCCUAUAAUACUGUCCAGAAUGACAGAAGAGGCGUGGAAAGGAUGGCAGACUUCGUGGAGGACCACACCACACAAGACAACCUGAGUGAAAAAAACAGGGUGACAGAAAGUACCAGCAGCACUGAGAAAAAGAAGAAGACGGCUUCCUCAGAUGCAAUGCUCCGCCUGCUUCAAAAUGCAUUUCAUGGCCAGAUGGCUGGAAAUCCAGUGCCUAAGAAGAUGCUAAAUGAUAACUCAAAUAUCCCAUAUGAACAUUUCUAUGAAGCCCUUGAGAAACUAAACCGAGCCUCCCAGUUGAGAGACUCAGAGGAGUCUCUGUACAGUGACUAUGUCGAUCUUUUUUACACUUCUAAACCAUACAAACACAGAGAUGACAGACUACUGCAAGCUUUGGUUGAUAUUCUGAAUGAAGAUUAAAAGGUUUAGCAGGAAACACUAGCUUGGAAAUAUUCCCACACCCUAUCUCCAUGAUAUCCCUCAUUUCAGAAUUAACUCCCAUUUAUUCUGACAGAUUUGCAUGCCCACAACUUUUAUCGCUUUAUACUUAUUAGCUACUUAAAGAACAGGUGAAACAGAAAAGGUAGCUUGCUAGACAUGUGUUAAUUGUCACUUUAUUCAAAGCAUUCAAUGAUCCCCUGAGAAUAGGCAGCAUCUUUCAUGAAUUCCAGAAAUUUUCUUCUCCCACUUCUCCCAAAUUCCAAACAAAAAUUUUUGCUUGAUUUCAGUUACUCCUAUAACCUUUUCUAUGCACCCUCCUACAACAAUAGUAUACAUCUCUCAGGGUCUAAGCUAUACCUAAACAAAUAUAUAGACUAUUUCUUCCCAUGCACACACUUUUGGAAAUUAGAUAGAUCAUCUAUUCUUUAAAGAAAAGCACAAAGGGGGCAUUUCAGUAUGGUUAUUUGAAAGUUUGGUUCUAUCAGAAACACCCAGUCAGUUCAGAGUCAUUUCUCUUGAGAUCAAGAGGGACCAAAGCUAGAACUCGCAAACCACAGCCACAUUCCACAUAAAAGAAAAGCCAGCAAAUGUCUCCUUCCUAAUUUUUGUGAGAACUGUAUGUAUGUGUCUACUCAGAGGUAAGUCUCACUGAGUUGAGCAGGGCUUAAUCUAUGGUAUGUGUAGAGAGGACUGCAUGUCUGAAGAAGAAAUCAGCACAAAAUCUUACCAACCCCUUCUGUCCCAAAGUCCGACAUCUAGGCCCAUUUUCAUUCCCCUUUUGGAAUCACAUACACAUGUAGCCCUAUAAACAAAUUUCUCUGCAAGUCAAUCAGCUUCAACUGCUGUGAUGCAAUUUGUGAAGUAGUUUGUUCCAUUAAUUAGGAGAGCUCCAUCCUGCCCUCAAACCUGUCAUGGAUUUAUCCUGAUUAUACAAGCCUUCCUCAGACCUGCUGUCUAUGAACCUGUUGCAUGGUAACUCCCUGAACCUUCUAACCAGUUCUUCUGGCUAGAGAAUGAUGGGAGCUGCAGUCCAACACAUUUCAAGGACAUCAGGCUAGGGAAGGCCAGCAACACCAAUCUCGCUUUCAGAAGAGAGGACAAGAAGCUAUGGCAUCUGCAAUGCUGCCAUGUUUCGUGCACUGCCAUCACCUGGGAGGCAGGGUUAGGUCCCAGGGGAAAGGUACCUGCUGGGUCCUUUCAUUGCUUUUAGAACCUACUGCCCUGUUACAGCUUUCAAAGCAAUAAUUUUAGAAAAUGGAAAACCAUGCGGCAGAUUUUUCAGAUACUGCCUCCCCCACACUUUAAAUAUAACCAGGGAACCUAAAUGAUAAAGAUGGAGUAGAAGCCCAAUAUGGCAUCAUUUUCCAUGUCUUUCUCUGCAAAUGGCACAUUGGUCAACAUUUAUUUGAGAGGCUAAUGGCUGCUUAAAAGGGAAGGGGAAAUAAGAGAAAAGUCCAUGGAGGAUGAGAGUUUUUUGAAACAAAUGAAAAUGGAAGGCAGUGUCCCUUUCAAAGAAAGGUACUGAGAGUGACUGCUUGCUAUAGUAGAUGUGACAAUGCCUCUAAGGAACAUACACAUUUGAGCAUGAACCCUGUCAAAGACUGAAAAUAUUAAGGCAGCAGAAAAAGAGGAUGUGAUGACAAUAAACUGUAAGGCAACAAAAUGUCUCCAGGUCAGUGAACUGAAGAGCAGGAAAGACUGCAGAGAUAGAAUGUUGCAGGGAGAGAGUUGUGGCAGAAAGCAUCACUCCCACAGCAUCCAACUGCCAGGGGUGUGGUGACUGUCUGGGGAAAUGUCAGAUAGUCAGUAUGUUCAAAAGAAACCUCGGUGUAUCGAAUGGCUCUCCACUUUUUCCCUGUAUGCACAUGUUUGUAGAGAUGAAGGUUGCAAUUUACUCUCUUGAAUAUGUAAAUCCCAAAUGAGAAGACACUGUUGAGUCAACAGUGAAAAUUGGAGCAACAUGGAGCAAAUGAAUGCAUUUAGAUUCAUUUAAAUGAUAUAAAUCCAGCACAUACUAGCUAGUAGAAUAAACAGAGAUGAUAAAUUCUUCUCCCUCCCUCCCCCAAUCAAUAUCUAUUUCAUUUCAAAUCAUAUGGUAGACCAAUCAACUGCUAUGUAUGUACUAAAUUUGCUUUUAAAAGAAAUCAGUUGGAUUUUAAUAUGGACAAAGGUAGUGUGAAAGUGUUUUACCUCCUAGGUUCUGACCACACCAACUGAGUGCUGAGGCAUGUUUGUUUUCCUUUUAAAGGAGGAAAAUACCAUAUUUUUCGCUCUAUAAGACGCAC
Molecule: messenger RNA, 4749 nt
Organism: Varanus komodoensis (Komodo dragon)
Lineage: Eukaryota; Metazoa; Chordata; Lepidosauria; Squamata; Varanidae
Gene: PCSK1
Product: proprotein convertase subtilisin/kexin type 1
Exons: 14
Coding region: 203-2443 (746 amino acids)
Biological process (GO): protein processing
Cellular component (GO): trans-Golgi network; Golgi membrane
Molecular function (GO): serine-type endopeptidase activity
Source: RefSeq, a predicted model, not a curated record